GGCAUUAUAGAACAGCACUAAUACAUUUGUACAUUUGUUAUCAUUUAAGUUAACCUACAAGUUUAAUCACUAAAUUUGACAAUGCUGAUUUAACAUUUGACUAGAUUAAGGUGUUUUGGAUUAAUUUAAUCGAUAAAGGGGUCGCUUUUUUCAAAUUUACUCUCUAGUAGUACAAGGCAGUAUAGUGAGUAUACAGGCUGGGAGAAACUGCCGCCUGAUAGACUCAGCUCAGGGCACGAACGCCCAGGAAAGACAGUAUCGGACUUCCUGGUCUGCUCUGCGUUGUGUUGCCCUGCUCACGCAGAGCUCUCUGGAUCUCACAGAGGAGGAAGCACUAGUUAGGUUACGGCCUGUUGUAAGGCUCGCUCCCCCGCUGUAAUUAGCAUACUAAAAAGGUGGGUUAACACCUCGUCGAAACCGAGGCGGCGGCAGUGAAAGCGGGAGCCGAGCCGCGGAGCUGCGGAGAGCAUCUGUCCGAAGAUCAGUGAGGUUAGCUGGGAUUGCGCUAACAGACGGAGGAGACACUCACAGUUUGGUGUGUUUUUAACUUCCAGGCACAAAACUACGCGACGACUUCAAGAAUAACUUUUGGUGACAAACCUGGAGAGUGCGAGUAUGUGGUUGGCGCCACGGGCGUUGUAGGAUGAAGAGCCCGGCGCACCGCACCAGGGACAUCGAGAGGCAAGCUGGCUACCUGAGGCCCGAGCACUGCGCCCCUCCCCCGCUCCGCAUGGGCUCCGACACCAUGUGGUUCAUCCGCGACGGCUGCGGCAUCGUGUGCGGCGUCAUCACCUGGUUCCUGGUCCUUUACGCCGAGUUUGUGGUGGUGUUCGUCGUGCUGCUGCCUGCCAAGAGCGUGAUCUACAGCCUCUUCAACGGCGUGAUCUUCAACGGCCUCGCUUUCCUCGCCCUCGCCUCCCAUGCCAAGGCCAUGUGCACAGACCCGGGAGCCGUGCCUAAAGGGAACGCUACCAAAGAAUUCAUCGAAAGCCUGCAGCUGAAACCCGGACAAGUGGUGUACAAGUGUCCUAAGUGCUGCAGCAUAAAGCCCGACAGAGCUCACCACUGCAGUAUUUGUAAGCGCUGCAUCAAAAAGAUGGACCACCACUGUCCCUGGGUGAACAACUGUGUCGGAGAGAACAACCAGAAGUACUUUGUGCUCUUCACGAUGUAUAUUUCACUAAUAUCCUUCCAUUCGCUAAUCUUGGUGGCCUUCCAUUUUGUUUUGUGCUUUGAAGAAGACUGGACAAAAUGCAGUAACUUCUCUCCACCAGCAACAGUCAUCCUCCUCAUCCUCCUCUGCUUCGAGGCUCUCCUCUUUCUGAUCUUCACUGCAGUCAUGUUUGGGACCCAGGUCCACUCCAUCUGCUCCGACGAGACGGGUAUCGAACAGCUUAAGAAGGAGGAGAGACGAUGGGCCAAAAGGUCCAAAUGGAUGAAUCUGAAGGUGGUGUUUGGUCACCCGUUCUCUAUAGCCUGGCUGAACCCCUUUGCAACACCUGACCACGGCAAGGCCGACUUGUACCAGUACAUUGUGUGAAAGCUUAGCUGAGCUCUGCUGCUGUGGACUUCCCGUGGUGUGCCCUCCUAUUGGCUGGACCUCAACGAGCAUGAACUCCUCCUAACCACUUCUACAUAUUCUUUCAUUUUUGGAUAUAACGUUUUAGCGAUAUUUCAGGGUGUUCCGUUGUGAGCUACGUUGUCAAAAUGUUUUUCUCUCUUCUUUUUUUAACAUUCACUUUUUUCUUUUUUUGUGCUGACUGAGAUUAAUGAGGUGUUGCUGUACAAAGAACAAGAUAGUAAACAUCUCAGCAACAACUUGGCAAGAAGCACUUAAACGACACCAAAAGACUCGUCUGAUCAUUUCCUGCUUCCAAGACUAAACAAUAAUGUGAACUGGAAACUGAAGUCCAGAACAUUUUUGCAGUCUGGGGGCCAAGAUGGACUCCUGGUUUUGUCUUCCUGUAAACAUCUUUGUGAUCCUUCUUUAUUUGCUGUAUUCCUGUCGUUGCAAUAGUGUUUUGCUGAAUGGUGCGGGUGAUUUGCCUUAGAACAGUGCAUUAGUGAUGGUGGCAUCUGCUAUUUAAAAAAAAAAAAAAAAAAAAAAAGAUUCUAUUAUUUUGCCUUAUUGUGACAGUGGUCACAUUAGUUAAAUACUUUUAUUAUUUUUUUGUGUUCUUUGAUGCUAGAUAAGUGGAUUAGUUCAGGUCAUCUAAGAAAUUUAUUUUGGGAUAACAUUUUUGUUUUUGAUUUACACACUAGUCUGCACUCCCCACCUAUCUGGCACUGCAUAUGAAGAGUAUGUGUGUUUUAUUUUGUCGUUCCAGCUCAGACCAGAGCUGUGACGGACGGCUGUUAAAUCAAUACCUGUAUAGCUGUGCGUCCCUCAUGCGUGUGAAGGCAAUUUGAAUGUGGUGCGAGAAUGGCAGACUCCGCCACCGACAAAGAAAACCCAGACGGAGAGGAAAUAACUGAAUUUAUUUACAUAUAAUGGCUAUUUACUGGAAAAGUGCCGACCGAUUCAUGUGUAUAAAUCUUAAGAAUUGUAACUUCAUCACUUGGGAGGUAAACAGUCUUGUUUCUAGUCCUAGAAUGGCCCAGCUUUACAAUGUCGCUCUGUUUCAGAAUCCAGAAGGUGGUUUGACCAGUGUCCUUCUUUAGACUAUAUGACAACUCUGUGUUGCGAGUCCAGCCGACCUCUUUGCUCUGUAACCAUUUUAAUCACAGUCACCAGCACAGAUAGAAAGGCAGGGAAUAAAAGCAAUACACAUCGCUCUCUGAAUGCACUGACCCUAAAUGUAAUUCGCUCACCCUCAAUUGAUGGAAUUUGCUUUGGGAUAAUCCAAUUUGUCAUGGACUGUAGUUGUGAGCCUGACUACAGGGGGAAAAAGCCUUACAGGAUAAAAUGUUGAUUCAAAUUUAGGUCAGUGGAAAAUGUUCACCGAGGCCUGAAAGAUCAUGUUAGAAAUGCACGUUUUAACAGUACUGGACAACCCAGUGUGAAGAAAUUAUUUUUACCUUUUGUUGAUGAGAAUUUGAUGCAGAUAGGAAACUUCAAAGCAUUUAACACUAAGAAUGCCUUCGCUCAAAUGUGUUCGAAAGCCUUACUGUAUUUAUAAGACAUGCUUUUUGAGGGGGAUGAAAUUACAUUUUCUGAACAUACAUGUUGCCAAAUUGAAGUAACCAUUUCAAGAGUAGAGAAGUCAAGAGUGACAUUUUCUUAGGCUUUUAAAAAUCACUGGAGUUUUAAGAAAUGUAAAAAUGUCAUUAUAUGAAGAUGCAACGGUUGCUAUCUAGUUUACACAUUCUGUACACCAGCUUUCUCUUUCUUGAAUUGUUCGAUAUGUUCUUUGUGGUCAGGUAUAAAAAACAUUUAUUGUAUUUACUGUGGACCACAUUGUUGUUUGUUUUAAAGGGGAAUGAAAUAAAACAGUUUUAAGAUA
Cottoperca gobio is the source of this 3443-nucleotide messenger RNA. RefSeq names its product zDHHC palmitoyltransferase 3b (gene zdhhc3b). Lineage: Eukaryota; Metazoa; Chordata; Actinopteri; Perciformes; Bovichtidae. Gene Ontology annotation, molecular function: palmitoyltransferase activity. The record is from RefSeq and is a predicted model, not a curated record. The coding region runs from base 644 to 1540 and encodes 298 amino acids. The transcript is spliced from 7 exons.